Messenger RNA from Symbiodinium pilosum, 4590 nucleotides. The record is from the annotation of a GenBank genome assembly. NCBI's taxonomy places the organism in Eukaryota, Dinophyceae, Suessiales, Symbiodiniaceae.
AUGAAGGUAUACUGGUCUGUGCCAGCAAAUGAUGCAAUCAUGCGCUCUACUUUAAACGGGACCGAUCUGGAGAUGUAUCGCAGCGGACUGACAAAUCCAUACGGAGUUGUUGCGGACAAGCCUACAGCGACGAUCUACUGGUCUGCGCAGCAGGCGAUUCAGCGUGCUUGGCUUCCAGACACCAGCGGUGCUGUUGAGGACUGGGUGAAUGCCUCCGCAGGACUUCGUUCGCCAAUGGGCCUAGCGUUGGAUGAAACCAACAGGAUCCUGUACUGGGCUGAUCAGACUUUGGGAAAGAUUCAGCGAAAGCCCUUGGACGGCGGGCCCAUCGAAGAUGUGGCAGUUGCUAUCGAAGAGCCCAGCGGCGUAGCUGUGGAUGUGGCGGGCGGACAGGUCUACUUCUUAAGCUUCGAUCUUGGAAUUGUCUAUGGCCGUGACAUUGACUUGUCUGCGGACAAAUACCAGGUGGCGACUACAUUUUCGCCGUAUGGUCUUGUCGUGGAUGCAACAGACCAGCAGCCUGGCUAUACUGGUCCAGCCGGUCUGACAACAACAUUCAGCGCUGGUUGGGACAUAGGUUACUUUGGCCAAGCUCCGGAGAUCUUCCUGUCCGGCUGGGAGCCCUGGAGUGCUCGAGUGCGCAGAUAUGCGCAGAUGUGCGUCCUGGGGAUCAUUUGCAAUACGUGGAAAGAUCGACUAAGAAGCUGCUGGCUCAAAGAUCGGCCUGGCUUCAGUGGUGCGCAAGCAAAGGACAUCUUCAAGAUGAGUGCGGAUGCCGUGAAGUACGACUCAUCCCGCGGCAUAUACCCGGAGUGUAUUGUCUGGACAUGGUUACCAGGCUGCACGCAGUGCACUGCAGGACUGGUGGGCCACAUGGGCAUUACCAAUUCCCGCGGAGAGGUGUUCGAAUUUGUUGGGACUGGUGCCGACAAGAACCACGGGCAGCUGGCCUUUGGGCCCAUCAUUCGCUAUGUGCCUUUGCCCCGGAAGUUCAUUCUGAGGGGCACCUGCGACGAGGGCAUUGCGCGAGCUAUUGAGACGUACAAGAAUUUGAGUUGUCAUCCCUUCAACAAUUGUGCUUUGCGUCGUCAUCUUAUCAUCCAAGGGAAGCUGAACUGGGCAGAGCUGCCCGGAGAGGGGCUUCAUCGCGCAAAGUUGGAUGGCACUGGAGAUGUUGAAACCCUCGCGACGCACGGCUACCGUUACAGCUUUGUCAGCAACAAGUGCUACGCCAACCUCCAGUACAACGUCCACCGUUAUCUCAACUACACUCACCUCCAAAACCACAUCAACCACUUCCGGAACAAACUCAACUGCAAGCCAAACUGUGACCUCCACAAGCCAGUUUUCACGGACUACAACUUGGUCCACGUUCACCGGAAACGCCGCGACAACUUCCACAACGUCCACGAGCACUACAAGGUGUUAGAGGAGGAGAGCUUCGUGACCGCUACAGUCGUGGCUGUCACCUCCGGCGUGGUAUCGCUGUCCUUUUUCGUCACAGGAGCUGUCAUCUUGAAAAAGCUUGGAAUGGCGCAACCAGGUGCACAGCUGGGCGCCAGCCUCUGCAAGAGACUGGCGCCUACGGCUAUCAAAGGGUUGUGGCCGGCGCGCAGCUGCUACCGCCGUUUAUGUCGCAAGCGGUCCACUCCGGUGCAGGAAAUAUCAGCCAAAAAGACAGAGCUGGGCCAAGAUCCCGCGGGUGAGAAGACUGAAGAGGCGGAGACGCCAAGAAGCAAGGCUGACUCCGAGGGAGUCAAAGAGAGCAGCUUACGCAGCGUCGCGAAGAGGCCCAGCCAUGGCGACGUUCAGGUGCCAGAGACGCCAGUGGAUGUAGAAGAGCCUCGCUGGUCAACAGACGUUGGGGACGGGUGGCUGCAGGCUCUGCAGGAGUUCUUCACGUCUCCGACAUCUGAUCCCACACCACGCAAGCUGGCUGAGCUCCUUGAGAACUGGCAUCGAAGCGACUUCCAAGUCCCGGGCAGCCGUGAGGAGACGCAGCCACUGCCGGCAUGCGUCAUCGAGACUACGAAGGCGGUGCUGCUAGAUCCAGAAGUGGGAGGCCACUCGGGUGAUGACCUGAACGACACCGAGCUUGAAAAGUUGCAGACUCUGAUUGACCGAGCUUGGCAACAGCACUGCAAAACUGGCGAAACCGGCGAGCUGCCCGAGGCGGAGCAGGAGGUUGUUCGGUGGGCAAGUUCUGAACUGCUACACGAUUUGCGGCAAGUCAUUCACGUUGGGCGCGCCGUUUCUGACGCGGAUGUCCUGCGUGAGCUGGCUCGCGUGCGCGCUGAUUGGCGUACGCGGUCAGUGGCACGCGCGCGCUUUGCCAGAGAUGAGGCAGCAGCCGCGGCCCUUCACAGCAUUGAAAUGGCAGCCAGCAGCGCUGUCAUACGAAAGAGCCUCCACUGCAUUUCCGCAUGCACUUUUCCGGUGGAUGGGUUUUGCUUGAAGUUACCUGGUUCUCAGCUGAGCCUGUUGCAACGCCUGGAGAAGCUCUCCGUCAAUAGCAAGCAGAAAGGCGCCGAGAUGAAGGUGCGGAUAGCGGGUGACGAACUUCUGGCAGAGCUAUCGCAGCUCUUUGAGACACGAAAGGGUUCCCUUUCGACAAAGGUGCUGGACAUCGCGCAAGGCUGGCUGCAACGCCAUGCGGAUGCAGCCGAGACGCCACGGUUGGAGGCCCUGUGGUCCGAAGCGCAAGGCAUCAUUGCACAAUCCCUGGCUUCCUCCAAGUCUUCAGACUUUACCAGGAUCCGUACCUCGAUUGAGGAGGCCCUGCUGAUACAAAAGAUGAGGGCAUACGGCGGUGACGAGUUGCUCAACGACCUGCAGAAGCUCUUCAACGACAGCUGGAGGUAUCCGGAAGCAGACUUGAGACCAGACAUCGCAAGGAUCUGUGAAGGCUGGCAGAUGAAGCAGAUGGAGGCAAAGAGCAUGCCAUCUGGCUCCGAUGGAGCAGAGGUCCUGGAGAAGUUGUCUGCGUUAUUACAACACGUCGUGAACCUGAAUGGUGGCAGUGGGCUCGAUGGUGCAGUGUUGGGAACCAGCGACUUCGCGAGGCUGCGGCCUGCUAUUGAAGAAGCAUGGCGGCAGCAGCUGAAUCCUUUGUUGCAGCCUUCUUUGCAGCCCAGCGUGGCUCAGGCGUAUGGUGGUGACGCUUUGCUGAAUGACCUCCAGACUCUCUUCACGAGCCAGGGGCACCCAGCAGACAGCAAGGUCGAAGUUGCUCGUGUGUGCGAUGCCUGGAAGGCAAGGCAGCUCGAAGCCCAAGGACUCUCUGUCGGCUCAGACACGGCAGUCCUUCUUCAGAAGCUUUCCCGGUCCGUGCAAAGUGUGGUCCAUCGCCACCCCGGCAGACUGGAUGGCGAGAGUUUCAUGGUUUUGCGUCCCCAGAUUGAAGAUGCCUGGCAGCGCCUUCUGCGGAAUGCUCCUGUGGCUUCAACAUUCACGCCAUUGCAGGUUCACCAGCAAAACGUGGUAGAGGCAAAGACGGGUGCUGAGCUGCUGAGUGCUUUGGAGAAGUUGGUUGCUGACUCGUCUGGGCAUUCAUCGGCUGACUUACGACCACAGAUCGCCAAGAUGUGCGAUGCCUGGAAGGUCAGGCAGAUGGAAGCCCGCGGUGCUGCCAUGCGAGAGCUGGCAAGUGCAGCACAGAAGGCGACGCAGAAGGUCUUCCAGGAUUCAAGCAAUCUUCCAGACUGUGAUUCCAAGCUGCGAUACGAGAUCGAACAUGCAUGGUAUGAGCUCUCCGAGACCUGGCAGCACCCAUCCAGCACGGUACAGGCUUGCGGUGGAGAAGUGCUUCUCCGGGACUUGGAGACGCUUCAGGCAGCCAGCGCAGCCAGCAGCGCAGCCAGCAGCGCAGCCAGCGUGUGCGAGACGUGGAAGGCGGUUUGGCAGAUGGAAGUGCAAGCUGCAACAUUGCAACAGUUGGCUGACUCCCUGGAGGUGGUUGUGGGCAAAACUCUGGGCGAGUCGGAUGGUCGCCUGGAUUGGGCUGAUUUUCAAAAGCUCCGUCACCAGAUUGAAGAAGUCUGGCAAAGCCACAUGCACAAUAGUGGCCCGCAGGAGAAAGCUGCAAAGCUGGAUAAGCGGGGAAAAGCUCAGGCCUUGAAGGAUGCAGAUGGGCUGUUGCAAGAUUUGCAAGCGAUGUUCGACGUCGCGUGGUCAAGGUGUUAUGGGGAGGACCUCAGACCAGAAAUGGAGAAUCGAUGUGCCAAGUGGAAGCAGCGCAAGCUCGAAGAGCGUGGAGUUGGCGAGGACUCGGAGUUAUCACGAGUGCUGCAAGGCUUCGUGGAAGUGGUGCGGCAGGUGCUCGUACCCGGGGAAGCGGGUGGCGUUAUACAUGCAGACAUGGCCUUCAGUGAGAAGAUGCAAACGGAAGUCAAGGAGCUUUGGAAGAAGCAGAUCCACCCAGAACAGCCCCGCAGCCGACCUGUUGUCAAGUUGGAUCGUCAAAGCCGCAGCCAGGCUGUGGCCGACGGUCACAAGCUUCUGCGAGAAUUAGAGGACCUGUUCAACGAAAGCUGGGCCCGACCGGGCGCAAACUUGUUGAGCGACGUGGCACUAAACUGCAAGGACUGGAAG